UGCAGAUACCCGAAGAAAUGUUUCUGGUAGGAAUGCAUCUAGGUUGAUUGGGGCUGCAACUAGAAUUUUGGAACCGGGGUUGCAAAAGAAUAGGGCGAAAUGUGCUCUCACUUAUCCUAGAUAUUUUUCUCCCUUAGAGGAUAAAGCAGAUUUUGCACCACACCAUUCGGAAUGCCCUAAUUCCUAUGUGGAUUCAAAGACUUUGAAAGGAGCAUCUGUGCCUUCAUGUAAAAAUUGUGGUUAUUUGCUUCAUAGUAAGAAUGGUACACCAAAUGUGGAUGAACACCAACACCCAUCAUCUGUUUCGUCACCUGUUUCCAGUUACUCUGAACCUUCUUGUCAAGGUCCAGGAAUAAAUAUGCCAAGGUUGCCCAUUUUUGGCAGCAGGAAUCAACAAGAGAGAGAAAUAGAUGAUGUAUCAUACUGUGCAGAACUCAUAUUGGGCAAGAGACCUAUAAGCAGAAGUCAAAUAGAGAUGCAUGGCACCCGCAAAGGGAGCAAUGUGAAGAAGGAUGUAUCAUCUGUCACUCAUGUGCAUAAGCAGAAGCAAAGUCAAACAUCUCAGUAUAGAGAGAGAGGUCUUAUGAAGUCUAAGCCAAGUAGUCUGCAGAGCAACAAAGUUUUAGCAGUUACAGAAUCUACGAAUAAUACCAAAAAUUUUGUUGCACAGAACAGAAGGUUAGGUGCAUCCAGCUGCAAGUUUGAAACUGAAAGAAAACCUUAUUCAAGGAGAAGUGAUUGCCUCUCUCCGGUGCGGAAGAAGAGAUUGAUGAAUGUCUCUAGACAAGGUGAGAGUUCUGUGGGAAGAGAAUCAAGACCUUGUUCAGACAAAACAAGUAGAAAAGAUGUUGUUUUUCCGAUUUCCUCUGUUGAUAAGCACUCCACUAAACCAAAGCUGCCAUGUUUGCGAGAAAGUGGCACAAUCAAUGAUAGUUCUGAGGGAAGUAAUGUUGUUUCAUUUACAUUUAAAUCUGCGAUGAAGCAGAAGGCUGGCAUUCAUGGAGAAGUCACAAAAAGGAAGUCUCAACAUAGCUCAAGUUUUGAUGCUACUACAGGGAGAUCCUUCUUUAAAGGAAAUGAUGAAACAGCAUGCUUGCAGAAAUCCUUUCCUUUGAAAGGGGACAUUUUAGGAGCACUUUUGGAGCAAAAGCUAAAGGAAUUGACUAGUGAAGAAGAGUUCGCAGAAGGGGGUGCUGCACCUAGAAAAAGCACUGCAACAAUCCUUCAGGAGCUAAUAACUGCUUUGAAUGCAGAGAGACAAUUUCAUCUGGAUAGUUUGCCUCUUAGACCUAGCAGAAAAGAAGAAUUGUGUGGUGAUGGUGAUGUGUCUUCUAGAAAUACUUGCAUGAAUUUCCAGGGUCAUCUGUGCAUGUUCUAGGGUGAGCUAUCGGGCAGCCCGGUGCACAAAGCAGUUCCGGGGAAGGGCCGCACCCCGGGGGGUGUGAUGUAGACAACCUAUCCUAAUGCAAGCACUAG
Messenger RNA from Lycium barbarum (goji berry), 1476 nucleotides. RefSeq lists its product as uncharacterized. The transcript is spliced from 2 exons. NCBI's taxonomy places the organism in Eukaryota, Viridiplantae, Streptophyta, Magnoliopsida, Solanales, Solanaceae. The record is from RefSeq and is a predicted model, not a curated record. Bases 359 to 1378 code for a protein of 339 amino acids.